UCCUCUCCUCUUAGUCUUAUCCCUUUCUCUCUAUAUAGUCUAGCUAUUAUAAGCUCAUAAAUUGUAUUCGUGUCACAUAACAAUAACAUAUAAAUCAUAUAUAGAUAUAGGAUAUAGAUAUAAUAUAUACAUAAUGGGUGUGCCGUCUCCUUUGGCGAAAAUGAGAAGCAAGAAAACAAAGGCAGUUGGGAUUCCGACGGUCGAUCUGUCAAGCGAGAGGUCAAUGCUGAAAGAAUCAAUCGUCAAAGCCUGCGAGGAAUAUGGUUUCUUCAAGGUGGUGAACCAUGGCGUGCCUUGGAAUGUCAUUGCCAGAUUGGAAGAAGAAGGAGCCGGUUUUUUCUCCAAACCGGUUCAGGAGAAACAGCGAGCCGGACCGCCCACUCCUUUUGGAUAUGGCUCCAAAAACAUCGGACAAAAUGGCGACAUGGGAGAACUCGAAUAUCUUCUCCUUCACACUGAUCCUCUCUCCGUUUCCGAUAGAUCCAAAACUAUCUCCAAUGACCCUACCAAAUUCAGCUGUGCGGUGAAUGAUUACACGGAAGCGGUAAGGGAAUUAGCAUGUGAGAUUCUUGAUCUGGUGGGGGAGGGCCUAUGGGUCUCCGACAAGUUCAGCUUUAGCAGACUGAUCAGAGACGUCCAGAGUGACUCACUUCUCAGGCUCAAUCACUAUCCUCCUGUCAAGGAUUGCAUCAAUGGGUGGGAUCCACCCCUAAGUUCCCACCUCCAUCAUCAUCAUCAUCAUCAUCAAACUCCUCAUCAUCAGUAUAACAAUAAUAAUAAGACUCCUCCUAUUGGAUUUGGAGAGCAUUCUGACCCUCAGAUCUUGACCAUCUUGAGAUCCAAUGACGUUCCUGGCCUCCAGAUCUCCUCGCAUGAUGAUGGCUUGUGGGUCCCCGUCCCCCCUGAUCCCAAUCAAUUCUUCGUCUUCGUUGGCGAUGUUUUGCAGGCAUUGACAAACGGGAGGUUUAGGAGCGUGAGACAUAGGGCACUGGCGAACACAAUGAAGGGAAGAAUGUCAAUGGUGUACUUUGGAGCACCGGCGUUGAAUGCGUGGAUUUAUCCUCUUCCAGAGUUGGUGUCGGCCGAUAAGCCCACUCUCUACAGGCCCUUCACUUGGGCCCAAUUCAAGAAAGCUGCUUACUCUCUCCGCCUUGGUGAUUCCCGUCUCGACCUCUUCAAGAUCAACCAUCAUCAUGACGAUAAUAGCAAUAAUGAUAAUCAUCCCCAGAUAUUAGCUGAUUAUUAUACUUCUUCAUAAAUAAAUAAAUAAACAAGAUUAACCAAUCUCAACCAAGCACGUAAUUAGGGAAGCACAUCAGUUAAUAUUCACGUACCAAAUUGUAUAUAGGCCAAUAGUGAUCUCAAGUUGAUCAAACGUCACAUAAUUUGUUGCCUUUAAUGGGGGGAAAUUUUUGCAACAAAAGCUCGUCUUUUUUAUAUUAUCAUUAUUCAAAUUGUAAUUAGGUUUUAGGUUGAUAUAUAUUACUAUUUGGUAGAGAUUAAGUGAGAAGCUACUACCUAGUACUGUAGUAUCUGUAAGUUUUAGCCAUUCAGUUAAUAUGUACGAGAUAUUAUUUGUACUAUGUGUAAGACUUUUUAGCGGAAAAAAAAAGUAUUUGGUCAAAAAGGUCGGACUUAGACCGCGGGCAAAUCAAUGUCUCCAAUAACUUUUAC
Molecule: messenger RNA, 1674 nt
Organism: Morus notabilis
Lineage: Eukaryota; Viridiplantae; Streptophyta; Magnoliopsida; Rosales; Moraceae
Product: gibberellin 2-beta-dioxygenase 2
Exons: 3
Coding region: 134-1258 (374 amino acids)
Biological process (GO): gibberellin catabolic process; response to light stimulus
Source: RefSeq, a predicted model, not a curated record